AUGACGCAGAGUAGUGACACUAAGAGCGUUCCCUUGAUCGCUUCGAUUGAUGUUGGAACCACGUCCACGCGUGCCAUCUUGUUCAAUAAAUUAGGCCAGGAAGUCUCCAAGUAUCAGAUUGAAUAUUCGACGACUGCUUCCAAAGAUAAGGAAAGAAAUGGAUCCGGAGGAAAUGGUGCCGAAGAGCGGAAUAUGAUUUUUUCCGCGGAAGGUAUUGCCGUGGAAGCCAAUGAGUACGUGGAGAUCGAAGAAUUAGGAGGACAGCGUGACCCUACUUUGCGUUUCCCUCGCCCUGGGUGGGUGGAAUGUAAGCCAAUAAAUGUUUUGGCCAAUGUGGUGCAGUGUUUCGCCGCAACCUUAAUUUCAAUUAAUAAGCUGAAUGAGGAUCGUGAAGCAAAUGAUUUACCUAAAUAUGAAAUUAAAUGUAUUGGUGUGACCAAUAUGCGUGAGACCACUAUUGUGUGGUCGAAAGCCACUGGUUUGCCUAUUGUUGAUUAUGGUAUUGUCUGGAACGACACUCGAACCAUGGAUAUUGUGAACGCAAAGAGGGCUAAUACACCACUUGAUGAGCAAGAGCGUUUAAGGGCAAAGACCGGUUUGCCAGUCCACUCGACCUACUUCUCAUGUUCGAAGUUGCGCUGGUUACUCGAUAAUGUGAAAGAAGUACAAGAUGCAUAUGAGAAGUCGGAUUUAAUGUUUGGUACCGUUGACACCUGGUUGCUUUUCCAUUUAACGCAUAACAAUGCCUUUAUUUCCGAUGUUACAAACGCUUCUAGGACAGGGUUUAUGAACCUAGAAACUCUCGACUAUGAUCAGGAACUAUUGGAUUACUGGGGCAUUGACAAAACUAAAGUUCACAUGCCAAAAAUUGUGCCUUCUGCUCUACACUACGGUGACUUUGUUGUGCCUGAAAUCACGAAGAGCAAAUUAACUGAGGCAGCAUUACACGUGUUGGAACAGUUUAGUAAACAAAGUAUUCCUAUUCAAGGAUCUCUAGGUGACCAGAGCUCUUCUUUAGUUGGGCAGAUGGCAUACAAAGCUGGUUCUGCCAAAUGUACCUACGGUACCGGUUGUUUCUUGUUGUAUAACACCGGAGUCAAAAAAUUGAUCUCCCAGCACGGUGCGUUGACAACAUUCGGGUACUGGUUCCCUAAUCUGGAGGGUGAAGCAAGCAAGCCACAUUUUGUUUUGGAAGGUUCUGUAGCAGUUGCCGGUGCCGUGGUUCAAUGGUUAAGAGACAACUUGCGCCUUUUCCCAAAAGCUGAGGACGUUGGUCCUUUGGCCAGCAAAGUCCCUGAUUCUGGUGGCGUUGUUUUUGUUCCUGCAUUUAGUGGGUUAUUUGCUCCAUACUGGGAUGCUGAUGCUCGCGGUACAAUUUUGGGUAUGACUCAAUUUACCACUGCAUCUCAUAUUGCUCGGGCGGCUAUUGAGGGUGUAUGUUUCCAAGCAAGAGCAAUUUUGAAGGCAAUGAGUUCCGAUGCAUUUGGUGAAGCUGGCAAGGAUAAAGACUUCUUAGAGGAGAUUGUAGACGCAGGUACCUACGAGCGUACACCAUUGUCCACUUUGGCAGUUGACGGUGGAAUGUCCAAAUCCGAUGAAGUAAUGCAAAUCCAGGCCGAUAUUCUAGGUCCAUGUAUUAAAGUGAGAAGAUCACCUACUGCUGAGUGUACGGCACUAGGAGCCGCUAUUGCAGCUAACAUGGCAUAUGAGAAUGUAGAGGACCGUAUCUGGAAGGACCUCGAAGAUGCUAAGAAGUUUGUUCUAUUUGGCGGACAAGAUACUGAAGAAGAGACCGAUUCUCCAAGGCUAAAAAUCUUUACAAGUCAGUCUGAAGAUAAGCAAAGAAGGAAGAACUGGUCUCGCUGGGAAGCUGCAAUCAAGAGAACUAUGGGAUGGCUAGCAGACGCAGAUGCUCAAAGUGCAUAA
Molecule: messenger RNA, 1926 nt
Organism: Eremothecium sinecaudum
Lineage: Eukaryota; Fungi; Ascomycota; Saccharomycetes; Saccharomycetales; Saccharomycetaceae
Gene: GUT1
Product: glycerol kinase
Exons: 1
Coding region: 1-1926 (641 amino acids)
Biological process (GO): glycerol metabolic process; triglyceride metabolic process; glycerol-3-phosphate biosynthetic process
Cellular component (GO): mitochondrion
Molecular function (GO): glycerol kinase activity
Source: RefSeq, a predicted model, not a curated record